GACAGAGACACUGGGAAUCCGGGAGGUGGAGGCCAUUACAGAGAAGUUAGGGAACAAGAUCGACGUCAAAUAAGUAGUCCUAACCUACUUGUACCUGUAGCAGCUGUAGUGCCUGACGAUGCGUGCCCACCUGCUGUUCCACGUUUAGGAUCAACUGCGACGUCAUCUACUUCGAGUUCUAGUCGGCCCUAUCCUAGAAGUUCCUUUCUGGAGAAUACCACUUCGAACCUUGCUGUAGGUCGUAUUGAGAGAAUACGGGAGAUCAACUUCCCCAAGCAACAACAAGCUUUCAGGAGUAGAGAAGACAUAAUUGAUACAACGAGUAAGAGCAGCACGACGAGGACGAGGUGGUCGUCUCCUUUACCUGAUUCACCUC
Molecule: messenger RNA, 376 nt
Organism: Amoebophrya sp. A25
Lineage: Eukaryota; Dinophyceae; Syndiniales; Amoebophryaceae
Source: the annotation of a GenBank genome assembly